Messenger RNA from Laccaria bicolor S238N-H82, 1092 nucleotides. RefSeq lists its product as uncharacterized. The coding region runs from base 1 to 1092 and encodes 363 amino acids. Lineage: Eukaryota; Fungi; Basidiomycota; Agaricomycetes; Agaricales; Hydnangiaceae. The transcript has 39 exons. The record is from RefSeq and is a predicted model, not a curated record.
AUGUCUCUUUCCAAUACCGAUUUCCAAGAAGUAGAAAGACAACGAAGACGAGCACGAAAUGUUCGAGCGCUCAUCAAGCAUUAUCGUGUCCUUAUCAUUGGCCGCGCCAAUGCGGGAAAGACAACCAUCCUCCAGCGAGUUUGCAAUGCAACAGAACAGCCGAAAAUUUUCAAUCGGGAGGGUCAUGAGAUUGACUUGUCCGAGCUCAAUGCAACUGCAUGGGUGUGGCAGAGAGGGGAGCAUGACAUUGAGAAUGAAAUGAUAUUCGAGAGUAAUAGGGAAUUUGUCUUUCAUGACUCACAUGGCUUCGAAGCAGGCAGAACAUCUGAGCUGGAUAAAGUUAAGAACUUUAUACAAAAAUGUUCAACCAAAAAAAACAUCAGGGAUCAUCUGCAUGUAAUUUGGUACUGCAUCCCAAUCAAUGAUGAAGCCAGACCAAUUACAAGAGCAGAGUUAAAUUUCUUUGAUCAGUCAGGGACUGGUGGAGUCCCUGUUAUUGUCUUGUUUACAAAAGCAGACAUGCUUGAUGACCAAACAAUAAAACAAUUGGUUAAUGGUGGAAUGAGUAUUGAAGAUGCUGUAAUAAAAGCUCCAGAGGAAUCAAUUGCCAGGUUUCAAAACAGUUUUGCUUGGACAUUGUUUGAAAGAAAGAGAGAGUGGAGGGAGAUCAUUGAGAAUAUAUUGCAGUAUUUUCCACAUAUGAAAAAUUUUUUUGAUGUUUAUGUUGCUGAUUAUGUUGAUGUUGAUGAUGAUGCUGCUUUCAAUGGUGCUGUUUUUGAUCGUAAUCCUGAGAUUGCUGUGGAGGAUGUCCUCAGUUAUACAGACUGGCCUUUUAUUGACUAUACAAAAACCUCUAAGGACAUUGCCCUUCUAUGUAUUGCCACAGCUAUCAUCGCAGAGCACUCAUAUUUUCUAUGGAAUCAGAACCCUUCAGCAUCUUCUGCCCCCUUCAAAUCAGCCAUUCAAAAGUUCAACUUGGUUGCUGACAUAGCAAAAAUUGAAACUGCAAUUCAGGAGGCCUCUCAUCUUCAAAUGAAGGAUAAAAAACAUGCACUUGUAAAGAUUGCUCUAAAAAAUUGUCUUGUUUUAUAA